Pseudogymnoascus verrucosus is the source of this 2048-nucleotide messenger RNA. RefSeq lists its product as uncharacterized. Lineage: Eukaryota; Fungi; Ascomycota; Leotiomycetes; Thelebolales; Thelebolaceae. The transcript is spliced from 3 exons. The record is from RefSeq and is a predicted model, not a curated record. The coding region runs from base 609 to 1934 and encodes 441 amino acids.
CAACACCAACAUUCCAUUUCACAUCCCCAAAUUCACAAUUCCCACCAACUAACUCGAGUAUACCGUCCUGUAACUGUACUCCUACUCCUACUCCUACUCCUCUUACACUCUUACUCUUACUCUUACUCCCAUUUCUACUUCCACCACUAUACUCCCUCCUCCUCCUCCUCCUUCUUCUCCUCCCUCCUCUUCCUCCUCCUCCUCGUCUCUCUAAAACUUCUUCCCCUCACUUUCAUCUCCACCGACUCUUGACAUCUUGCCUCUUCUGUAUCUAUUAGAGUGGCAGAUUUAAUACCUCCCCUGCGUUUCGACCACCCCCACUCUUCAUCCCUACUUGAAUCGGGAGUCUAACGCGCCUUCCUUCACACUUCUUGAACACCAGAGUCCAGCGUCUUGCCAAUCCUCGUUUGGUGACACAGCUGCGCGCUGCCUUCAAGUUUGUUAUAUCCUCCCCCAAACUCGAGUAUUGAGAGCCACGACUUCCGCGGCCCAAUAUCUCCUCACCGACACCGGUUCUUCAGUCGCACCACCAGGCUGCUUCUAAGCCGGAAGUGCUUCAGGACGACUAGAACCACUUCGCCCUUGCUGCUCAGAACCCUACACACAUCAUGAGUACUGCCAUCGCAAUGGCUCCGUCGCCCGCUCCCCACGACCGAAACGCAUACGUGGAUAUCGCGCCGUCAAACUCUUCGCCGCGCGAGACACGCAUCUCUGCACCUAUCGCAUCGAAUCACCAUGCGCCGAGAUCAGAGAGCACGAGUCCCAGAGGCUCAUCAGGCUCAAAAGGCUCGCCAACGAGUCUCCGAAAUGCCCCUCCCCCCAAGAUCAUCGUCAAGAAAGAGCCCUCGUCGCCUGGCCUCCCCACCUCGCGCCACCGACCGCGCAAGCUCGACCUCUCCAAGAACAACUCCAGCGCCGCAAACUCGAACCAAAAAGGCACCGCCCCCCUCACCUCGCGAGAAACCGGCGGCCUCGCCAUCCAAGACGUCGGCCUUGCCUGCCUCUCCCCCGGCUUCGUGACGCAAGAUCCCACAAUGCGCGAGCAGCUCCAGCGCAGCAUCUCCGUGCGCGAACAGCAGCGCCACAUCAUCGAGUCGCGGCUCCAACAGACCGCGCGACCGGGCGACGCGCCCCUCGAUAGCGCGAAGGAGAUGCCCGGACCCAGCGCAUUCGGGGCUAUGAAGACACCCGGCACAUCGCGACGCAAGGCGCCUCCCGGACUUAGCAUCGUGGCGCCCUCGCACGAGCAGUUCGCCAACGAGCGCGUCAUCCAGUCCGCGCCGCUGAAUCAGACGUUUACAGGGCGUCACCAACCGCAUCCGCUGACGCGACACGUUCAGAAUCAGCCGUCGAACCUCUCGAAUACGUCGCAUAUCCACCACGUCCCCGCGAAUCAGACCGCGAAUCGCCUCCCUCCCAUCUCAGACGUCUUUGCAGCCGAAAACCUGGGACAGCACCGCGACGCUGUGAACGGGCCGAAAACGAGCAUAUACCCACCUUCCUCCAACGCCGCCGCGUCGCAUCACAACCGCCACACUGGCUUCCCCUCCCCCACACAGGCCCCGCAACAACCACCGCACUCCGCGCGCCCGCGUGAAUACCGCUCCGCUGAGGAAGCGCAAGCCGAGCUCGCAGGCGGACGUCCAGAACUCAUUCCUAAAAUCGUGCAUUAUGGCGGCCACCAGCCUCCUACGCCGCCGAGUCCGCAGACGGGGAAUGCGAUGCGUAAUGGUGCGGGGAGGAGGCGCGGGAGGGAGGAGUAUGAGGAGGGACGGAGUCCGCCGCUUGGACAGGGGCCGGCGGCUGCGAGGAGGGUUGUGGGCGGUGCCGCGGGUGCGUUUGGGGAGGGGAGGGAUAGUGAGGAGGCUGUUAGGAUGAAGAAGGAGGAGUUUUUGAGGUUGUGUGAUCGGGCUUGGGAUUUGUUCCAUUCGUAAGGGUGAGAAGGGGUGGUGGGAUGGAGAGGGGUAUGACGUACACGACGGGCUUGAUGAGGCCGAUUCACGAACUGGGAUUGGGGAUACUACUACUACUACUACUACUAUUUGCUG